Messenger RNA from Spirometra erinaceieuropaei, 234 nucleotides. NCBI's taxonomy places the organism in Eukaryota, Metazoa, Platyhelminthes, Cestoda, Diphyllobothriidea, Diphyllobothriidae. The record is from the annotation of a GenBank genome assembly.
AUGGUGCGUCAGCUGCACGACGGUAUGAUGGCGCGAGUCACGGACAACGGAGCUGUCUCAGAGGCAUUCGCAGUGACCAACGGAGUGAAGCAGGGCUGUGUGCUGGCGCCUACCCUCUUCAGUCUUAUGUUUUCUGCCAUGCUGAUGGACGCCUACCGUGAUGAACGUCCCGGGAUCCGCAUCGCCUACAGGACGGACGGUCACCUCCUGAAUCAACUGCGGAUGCACUUCUAA